GUGUGGGUAAAAAUUAUGGGGGACUGGAAAAGAGAGCAGUGGCCCAGCCCUGGAUAUGGAGAGAAAGAGGGUGGGGGAGAGACAGAGGAAGAAAGAGAUUAUACAGUGUAAAACCAGAAGAUGCAGUUUUAGUAGUAGUGCGACGUGCAGAUCAGUAAGCUCCUUCACCGCUGGGGACCAACCGCCUUUUGUUUCUCCCCCUCUACUGCAGUGGGGGGGUGCAUUUAUCGUCUUGCCCAGGGGGAGAAGCCAAGAAGUAUCCUCCAAUCAGCCUUUAAUGAUUUCUCUCAUCUUGUGAGGCUGCUGACGGUGAUUUAUCACUGACCUGAGACUAGCGCUGCACUCUGCACAACACUCUAACCACCUGGAAUACUCGCCAUGGUUUUUAUUUCUUUUCUUACAAAUAAAUAUCCUCCUGUGGAUGUUUCAAAGGGAAAGACCAGAGGACAAAAGAAGGAUUAAAAUGGACUUACUGACUGAUGUUCUUGAAUUUCCUGCAGCACACUGAAGAUGGACUAACUUUGACACAAGCACAGGACAUAUAUUUUUACACCCACCACUCUAACAGAAAGGCUGCGUUUGUCACAGUGUGCCAUGCCAUAUUUUAUUCUGAAAGCAUGGCAGGCUGGGAAACAUCCUAAACACUCAACUGCAACAAUCAUGUAGGACUGACACUCAGGUAGAGGUAGAUGAUGAUGAUGAGCAGGAGGUGGAAAGACUGGGUGACAGUUGGAACCGGCUUGCCUGCUGAGCCUGUCUGGCACUUCACUAUAGGUUGAUUGGCCGUCUGCUCUCGAGAGUUCGACUAUCAGGUUGUUUCUCCCAAGUUAUCAUGCGGUUCAUUGAGUGUAUUUAGCUUUCCUCUGUGCUUGUGUGAGUGAGGAUGCCACUCGGUGUGUGUGUGUGUGGAGUUCGGGAUUACACAGCCUUUGGAAAGAAUACAGGUGUAGCAGAGCCUUGAAUAAAGAUUAGCAGCUGUAACACCUUGUCACUGGCAGCAGACAGCGCGAUGGUACUUUGAGACAAGACUUUCAAACUAUGACCUCUUGCUGGAGGAUUAAUGAUAACGCUCUGAGUAAUAUGAUGACACUUAAAGGGCAAAGGAGGAGACAGGAAUAUGGCAUAUUCUAAUUCUAGUUACCUUUGAAGGAGGCAGACUGAGGCUAAUCCUAAAGCAAACGGGAUUUUCAAUUCAUAUUUAAAUUCAGUGAGACAGUUUACAACAGCUUUAUUUGAAGAGUUAAAACUAAAGCAUCAGAAUUAGUAACAGUGCAGAGCAUGUCUGCAAAUUCAUAAAAAAAUAAGGUGCCUUUCUAAAUGAAUUAAUUGGAUAUGUAGGAUGAACAUUGGUGGUACUUGUCAUAAAGAACCUUGAGCUCAACAACGACCCACCCAGCACAAAAUCCAGCUGAUCAAUGAAUCAGUUUUGUAUUGAUUUUCCAACACAGACAGGAUAGGAGGUGUCAGUAAUUAUAAUAAAUCAGUGGGUCCAACCCAUGAGAGUAUGGUAUAGCUGAAUAUAAGUGGUUUGAUACUGGUCAUGACUUCUGACAACAGAUCAGAUAAAUGCUGCGAUUUGCUGUAACAAUCUGCAAACUUUACAGUUUCUGUAUGUUUUAUUUGCUUGUAUUGUUUGGAGAAGCUUUAUGAAAAAUGACAGUUUUGCUGAUAGUUAUAGGAAAAUUGGCUCUCCCUCCGUGCAGUAAAGCGUGUAGUUGAAAGAAUCGUGUCUUGUUUCCUGUCUUGAUGUGUCUGUAGGUGUGCUUGUCUUUAGGUUGUUGUCUGUGGCACGCAGCUUAUCUUAGCUGCACAGCAAGGGCUUAGAGAUCCAGGCUACUGGCAUAACGGGCACCACCCAACCUGCCCCACCUCCCUACUCGGUGCAUUUCAAUAGAUUUAAAUUAUGAAAUUACUUUAAACACGCAUUGAUCGUUAAGUGGAGGAUCAGAAUAGGUAAAGAGGGUUCUAAAAAAGGUACUGAAGAGGCUAAAUUAUCUCAGCAGCCACACUCAGCAGUCCUGGAAAGAGAGAAAGAGUGUAGUAUGUGGGAAGCUCCAAGUGGCAGCGAUGAUAGCAGAAGGAAAAAAACAAAACUGAGGCAAAUUCUUUGAUAGCUGCAUUGUUGGCAUCUAACGGGCUCAAAGAGCAUUUUUGAAAACGUGCUUUUUGGAAGUUUAGUUCUUUGAGUGAAAAAGACUCAGGAACAGCGUGGGAGAGUUCAGCGAGAGUUCUUCUGGGAAAACUUUGUCUUUUAGUGCAGUUUUUCAAACUAAAAAGCCACUGUAGCAAUUUACAGCAAGCUUUCCGUGUGAUUAUUUUUGAAAAGUUACUGGAUAAGCACAACAUUUUAUGCCUGAUCUAUUGAAUGACACACAAACCAGCAGGACUCUUGAAGCACAUCUUUUCCACAGAUCCAGUCAAAAAUCCUUCCUGAUCUACAACAAGCACACAAACUUAAACAAGACACAUUUCUGCUUGCCAUGGAAACAGAAACUAGCACGUGGGCUCGCUGCUCUGAAACUAUCUCCACGUUUAAAUUUACUCUGGAUUACAACACUUGAGCUGCAAACAGCACAGAAGAGAAGCGAACAGUGACACAGCCAAUUAAACUGUGUUCUUCCCAGCCAGGGAUGUGUUGUGUGUUACUCUGAGGACUAGUUGUAUGCUACAACCCUGCGAAUGAGGGUGGGGCUCUCCCACUGCCAUAGACAAAGACCGCACAAAGAAUCCUGGAGUGAGCGUUGGUCAUCUGGGGCAGUUGUGGGACCUGCGCAGCCACGAUGGGGUGCAACAUGUGUGUGGUCCAAAAACCUGAGGAACAAUACAGGGUCAUGUUCCAGAAGGGUCACAUAAGCAACAUGCUGUGCUCUUUUGAUGCUGAUGGUCGAUUGAAGGUGAAUGGGAAGGAGUUGACGCGUCUGUCGGGGGAUCCCACCCUGGACAUACGGGACCCUGUGCUAUCCAGCAUACUGAGGAGGGGGGCCCGCAGACGGGCGGGCUUAGCAGGAGCUCCUGGAGGCCAAGUGCCAGUGACCAUGGGCAUGGCCGACUGUGUGGACAGCUGCACCCAAACAGACAUCAGCUUCCAGCAUAUGUUGACUCUGGGCAAGAGCAGCCAGCAUCCCUGUGGAGCUCCACCCCCACCCGACCCUCCACCAUCCCCUCCUCUGCCUCCACUCCUGGAACCAUAUCUACUCAAUGAACUCUUUAUAGAGCCUGUGUACUAUGACCCCACAGACUACUUCGACAUCAACCAGCAUGAAGUGGACAGGCAGGAUGAGCUGGAAUAUGAGGAGGUGGAGUUGUACAAGUCUCGACAGCAGGAUAAACUGGGUCUGACAGUGUGUUACAGAACUGAUGAGGAGGAGGACCUCGGGAUCUAUGUAGGCGAGGUGAACCCCAACAGUAUAGCUGCAAUGGAUGGUCGUAUCCGCAAAGGGGAUCGAAUACUACAGAUAAAUGGAGUGGACAUCCAGAACAGAGAGGAGGCGGUGGCUAUUCUCACCCGAGAGGACAGCACUAAUGUAUCUCUGCUUCUCGCACGACCCGAGAUAGAGAAUGACAACCAGCUGGACCCAGAUGAGCUGGAGCUGGAGCCAUUAGACAAUGCUGUCCACCUGGCCAGCUGUCAUAGUGUGAAGAACAGCCCUUCUGUUCUGGGUGCAGGACCUGGAGGCUUUGCUGGUGUUCUACCCAGCCACAGUCAUUCACUGAGCAGGGAUUCCCCCAGUUUGCUUCAGACAGUGCUGAGCAACAGCCAGGAGCUGGACAGUGGGGUGGGUCGUACAGAUGAAAGCACACGCUACGAGGAGUCUUCAGAGCAUGACCUUCUGGGAGACGACCACACUAGUGCCUCCAAUACGAAUGCAACCAACACACCAGGCAGCAUGCGCAAAUUUUUCUCCAGCCGAGGGGAAACUCCACCCUUGCUGCAUUCCCAGGACCUCCAGUUUAGCACGGACUCCCUUUUAGGUCUGGAAUCUGUUAAUGGAGGCGGCUUGGAACAGGGGGAACGUUUGGAAAGGCCCUACAAGGCAGAUCCUGUGAGGAUGAUGAUGCCUGGGCUGACUGAGGAGGAGUGUGAGAGAUACAAAGAGCUGCUGGAAAUCAAGUGUUACUAUGAAAAGAACAGUAAUGCUCUAACGUUACUGGGAGGUCAGGGGCCAGCACAAGAGGAAGGGGGUGUCUCACUGGAUGUGAACAGGAAUGAAAGUCUGACACAGCAUGAGAUGGCUCUCCUAGAAGAGGAACUGCGCCACUUGGAAUUCAAGUGUCGCAACAUCCUGAGGGCACAGAAAAUGCAGCAGCUGAGGGAGCGAUGCCUGAAGGCUUGGCCUCUAGAGGAAAAGAAUGGGGCAAGUGUAGGGGCUGGAGCAGGAGCUGGACGCUUGGACAUUAAUGGUACUUUGGUCAGCGAGGAAUCCUGUCACCAUGCUCUUUCAGAUAUCAACGAGCUUCCCGAGAGGGAGCGCUCAGAUAAAGAUAGCACGAGUGCCUACAACACUGGAGGGGAAAGUUGCAGGAGUACCCCUCUUGUCAAUGAACAGUACCCUUCACAUUCCACACAGAGUCUGGAGGGAGGAGAGUGUCUUCACUCAGCAGGUAUGCAGAGUCCAGCGUCCACUCGGCAGAGAGAGAGAGGAACCAGAGGGGACGGAAUACAAGCAAACUUGAACCAACCCUAUUCUCCCCACGCUCACAGGCGAGGGGCUGAGGCAAAGACUUCCAGCCCUGGUGCAAAGGUUAGGUCCCUGUCCAGAGACGGGGGAACCAGGAGGGGCUCAGAUGGAGGAGUGAGACGUAAUCCCAAAGCUAACGGAGUGGCUGACAGGGGUGGUGGACGCAGUGCAGAAAACAGCCCUUAUUUGUCUCGCCGUCAGACUGAAACACAGCCGCCUCAACGCUACCUGAGCUGCAUGCAGCUGAGGUCCCCCUCCACCUCUGAGCAGCUGGGUGGACUAAGAAAUGCUCCCAAAGAGGGCAUCAUAGAUAAUGGUGGCGAUGAAAGCCCAAUGAGCCUGGGUAGCACAUGCAAAGAUGUUGCCCAGGUCCCAGGUGCUGCAUCCUUACCCCUGUCUCCUCCACUGCUGCCUGCCUCCCCUCGAAUGGAGUGGAAGGUGAAGAUUCGCAGCGAUGGCACGCGCUACGUGGCCAAGCGGCCUGUGAGGGAUCGCCUCCUGAAGGCACGCGCCAUGAAGAUCAGAGAAGAGCGCAGCGGCAUGACAACAGACGACGACGCUGUAAGUGAAAUGAAAAUGGGACGUUAUUGGAGCAAAGAGGAACGCAAGCAGCAGCUGCUGAAGGCCCGAGAGCAGCGGCGGCGCAGAGAGUUCAUGAUGCAGAGCCGCCUCGACUGUCUGAGAGAGCGUGAGAGGGAGCAGGGAAGCAGCGGAGGAGGACAGCAGGGAACCGAACAACAGCAAGAACCAACUUCCAUCCUGGAGUUGUGUCACCGCAGGAGCAUGAAGAAGCGGAGUCGCAAAAUCCUGGACAAUUGGAUCACUAUACAGGAGCUACUGGCUCAUGGAACCAGGUCUGCGGAUGGGAAGAAAGUCUACAACCCCCUGCUGUCUGUCACCACAGUCUGAGAAAAUAAAUGAUUAGAGAGUGAGGGCAGAGAGUUAGGAAUAUAAGAAAGUGCCAAAGUGUUUUACUUUCAGGAUGAGCAGCUUCAGUAAACCAUGGCACAAAUGUUAAUCUGCAGAGAUGCAGCAACUCAAAUUCAUGAUGGUAAAUGACUGUAAUGAUUACAAAACCUUAGACCUGAGUUCAAAAUCCAAAAGGAAAACUGUCACGUUCUGUGUCUAGAAAAACACGCAGUAAAAAUGUUGUCGAAAUGAUCAUUCAUUGAAGAAAUGAACUCGAAGCCCACAAAUGCAAUGCAUUUUAAAUACACUGUAGCAGACCUAUAGACCUAAAGACACAGAAUUAAGUAAACAAAACGAUGUCUGCUGUCAGGGAUUGAACCACCUGCUGUUUAACAACUAGAAACUAUUUUAUGAUCGAAAGAAUGCAGAAAAAUCAAAAGUGAAGCCAAGAGCCAUGCAGCUGUGAAAUAAGAUGAGUUAAAGUCACUUCUGUGCCAUAAAACUGAACAUUUAGUGUCCACAGAGGACUUCUCAUUAAGCACACCUUCAAAAGAACAUUUUGUGCCAGUUUAUGUCGUUACAAUUUCCUACAUUCUUGAAGUGUUCAUGUACAAAUGCCUCUUUGUUUGUGUCAUAAGAAAGCCAACAUCUUCAGCUGAUCACAGAUGCUUCUUGGUCAUGAGGAGCUGAGCGGUGCCUUCCUUUCGGGCAGACUUGACUGUAUAUAGCACAUUUUUCAAUGAUACAAAAAAAAAAAAUCUAGAGGAAAAAAUAAACGGUGAUGCACAAAGCAGCCUAAUUACCAUUUUUCCAAAAAGAAACACUGUAUCAUAAAAGCACAUUAAUCAUUUGAUAGCGUUUCAUGCAAAACUAGACCAAUACAUUUUGGUUAGUAUGCAGUCUAGUUUAUCUUAAUGCUGACUGUGAUCAAGGCUAUUGCAAUGCAAAAUAAAGUUGGAAAAAAAAAAUCCUGUUAAUUUGGUCUACUUGAAUUGCAAUCAUAGCCAAGGAUGGGACGACUAAUUUCCUAACUUAUGUAAACUAAAGCUAAUUUUUCAUCUGGCUUAUAUGCAUGUUUGAUAUUAAGACCGAAAUGUUCUUUUUUCAUGUUCUUUAAAAUUGAAGGCCUUUAACAUAAUGUAAUUGUGGAUGUGUCUUUCUAUGACUUUGCUCAAAAUCCUAGCAUAGAAAAAAGAAAACAUGGUGUACUCGUCUGUUCAAUAUUGUGAAAUCCAGUGUCUGUCAUUUUACAGUGAAAGCUUUUCUAAAUAAAUGCUGUGAUCA
Molecule: messenger RNA, 6872 nt
Organism: Neolamprologus brichardi
Lineage: Eukaryota; Metazoa; Chordata; Actinopteri; Cichliformes; Cichlidae
Product: PDZ domain-containing protein 4-like
Molecular function (GO): protein binding
Source: RefSeq, a predicted model, not a curated record